Molecule: messenger RNA, 1346 nt
Organism: Corylus avellana
Lineage: Eukaryota; Viridiplantae; Streptophyta; Magnoliopsida; Fagales; Betulaceae
Product: ARM repeat superfamily protein
Molecular function (GO): protein binding
Source: RefSeq, a predicted model, not a curated record
UCGUCAUUUAAGAUAAGUUAGGUGGAUAGCCAUUGACAUCAACAAUAAACCCAACUUCGUCCCAAAAGGCAUUUCCGCUCUUCUUUCCUUUUCAUACUUCAAUUGCUGGUGAUUAUUUAGAUUGACAAGAGAAGAAAGUCCCAAGCAAAAAUAAAAGAAAAGAAAAAAGAUUUCGAAUUUCCACUAAGCAAGCCCUUUGAUUCUGAGUCGGAGAUGGAGGUGAAGCGCCGGACGGUGCGGACCCUGGUGGCGAGGCUCAGCUCGGUCUCAGAGCAGACCCGAGCCGAGGCUCUGAGCGAGCUGCGCCUCAUGACCAAGCACGACGCCGAAACCCGCCCGCUCAUCGCCGAAGCCGACGCGAUCCCGUAUCUCGCCGAGACCCUUUACUCGUCCUCACACGCCGCCCAAGAAGACGCGGCCGCGACGCUGCUCAACCUCUCGAUCACCUCGCGCACUGCGCUCAUGUCCACGCGCAGGCUUCUCGACGCGCUUUCCCACGCGCUCUCCCGCCACGCCACGACAUCGUCGCCCUCCGCGGUCCAGUCGUCCGCCGCCACGCUCCACAGCCUCCUCGUCGAGGACUCCUAUCGACCCAUCAUCGGAUCCAAGCGCGACAUCGUCUACGCGCUAGUCGACAUAAUAAAGCACCCCAGCUCCGCCGUCAGAUCCAUCAAGGACGCGCUCAAGGCCUUGUUUAUGAUCGCGCUCUACCAGCCCAACCGGAAGACGGUGAUAGACCUGGACGGGGUGGGGCCCCUGUUCGGAUUAAUCCAGAGAGUAUCCAUCUCCGGAAUAGUGGAGGACGCGACCGCCGUCAUAGCGCAGGUGGCCGGGUGCGAGGAGAGCGAGGAGGCGUUUAGCAAGGUGUCGGGGAUUGGGGUUUUGGUGGAGUUGGUGGAUGGGGCGGGCGGAGAGAGCAUGAGGGUGAGGGAGAACGCGGUGGCGGCGCUGCUGAAUAUGGUGCGGUUCGGCGAUGAGAGGGUGGGGAGGGAGGUGUGGGAGAUGGGGAUGAGGAUGGUGGAGGGGUUGGCGGAGGUGGCGGAGAGCGGCAGCGUGAAGGGGAAGAACAAGGCGGUGGAGUUGUUGAAGGUGUUGUAUAGUGGUGGAAAUGUGGGUGUUUUGGGGGAUGAGUACAUCAGUACAUGACAUUAUAUAAAUUAAUUAAUAUUAAUUUUGGGGUAUGUAUUUAGUAUGUUUGGAUUGUUCUUCUGAUUUCAUUUCAUUGGUUGUUUAGAUUUAGGUAGAGGAAUCCAGAAAUGGGUUUUCAUGGAUGGAUGAACAUAUUGAUUGACAUUUAUGGUGUAAUGUAAAUGAUUAAAUGGAUAACACAACCAACUUUACUUACU